This is a messenger RNA of Engraulis encrasicolus (European anchovy), 697 nucleotides long. RefSeq names its product ciliary microtubule inner protein 2C (gene cimip2c). Lineage: Eukaryota; Metazoa; Chordata; Actinopteri; Clupeiformes; Engraulidae. The coding region runs from base 95 to 622 and encodes 175 amino acids. The record is from RefSeq and is a predicted model, not a curated record. The transcript has 4 exons.
AACUGGCGCACGAGACAACCUUCCUCCAGAAGUCAACAUCGCGCUCCACUAAGUCGGCGGAUCCCAGACGGGGAAAUCAGGCAGGGCUUCAACCAUGACUUCUCGGAGGAACGGAACUCUCUUCACCCAUAACAACGCCGCCUACCUCGCGCCCGCCCUGAUGCCCGGCUAUGGCGGCCACGUGCCCAACAACAAGUUCACGUACGGGGAGUCGUACGGCAACGUCACCAGCCGGACCUUCCAGGAGGAGCGCCUGUCCUCCAUGACCUCCAGCGCCAGCACCAGCCUGAGUGGAGGCAUGUUCCCCACCACCCGCCCCGUCGACGGCCACCUGACCACCGUACUGCCCGCCAGCACCCGGCAACAGGAACUCCAGAGCUUUGCCCAGCUGACCCAGAGACACCGCGACUGCUACAGAGACCGCACUGGCAUGUGCCCGCGUGUUGGCUACUUCCAGCUGCCAGUUAAAGAGAGCCAGAAACCCACGCAGAACGCCAUUGACUUGAGCGUGUUGGGGUCAGCGAUGGAGGAGAGAGUUCGGAGCUACCAGACCCUGCCUUCUGGAAUCAGAACAUCAUCGGAUGACCGUGUCACACGGGACGUGUUCUUUGAGCGCAGAUGAACUGUUCCACCACACGGUGGAGGUGUUGAGCUAAAUUACACCACAGCCAGGAGUAAAAGACCUUUAAAAAAUCCA